CUCAAAAAAACGAUAUUGUUCAACCUUUUUCAAUACUGAACACAAGGCUUGGACACAGGGUAAUAAUCGAAUGCCACUUAAGUGUCCAUACAAACUUCAACUACAUGGUUUGGUUCAAACUUAAUUCCAGUAUGAUGAUCCAGAACAUUGUUAAAACAGCAAAGUAUAUGGAAAGUGAGAUUCAUCUGAACGAAGACUUCAAUGAUGGGAGAUUCAGUCUAUCUUUCAACAAUCGGGAAACAUUUCAUCUCUCCAUUGCACAAAUAAAGCAAGAGGACGUUGGGACUUACUACUGUGGAAAGAUUUACAUGAAUCAGUUGAUAUUUGCUGAUGGAACCUUUUUGAUCUUGACAGAUUUAACAUCUGGCAUUAAAGCUAUUGAACAGAAGCCAGUAUCUGAGUCAGUGCAGCCAGGAGACUCUAUGACUCUGAGCUGUACAAUACACACUGAGACCUGUGCAGGAGAACACAGUGUCUAUUGGUUCAGACAUGGCUCAGGAGAAUCCCAUCCAGGAAUCCUUUACACCCAUGGAGGCAGGAGUGAUCAGUGUGAGAAGAGCCCUGAGGCUGGGUCUCCUACACAGAGCUGUGUCUACAACCUCCCCAAGAGGAACCUCAGCCUCUCUGAUGCUGGGACUUACUACUGUGCUGUUGCCUCAUGUGGGGAUGUAUUGUUUGGGAAUGGGACCAAACUCAAUGUUUGCGAACCUAAUUUCACUCUGACUCCCACUUUCUUAGCAUUGGUCACAUCAAAUGUCUUCUUUAUAAUUCUCAGUAUUGUACUGAUAAUUGGAAUGAGCAAAAAGAAAUCCAAUGAGCUUGAAGGUACAGUUUUGUGCUUUUGAAUACGCUAUCACUAGUCUGUAAAACAUCUGCAGUGCAAUGUUAAGCAGUGUGUAUGUGUAUGAAUCAACGUAUUCACUCAAUUAUAUUAACAACCUGAAUGAAUAAUUUGCUGAAAUAGAAACAUUUAAUUGUCUGUUUAUUUUGUACAUCCAAUAUGUACUUUGUUUUGCUUUUCUGAAGGGUCGAAUAACCCCAGGCUGACUACAUUGCAGCAGGUUUGCGUUUGCAUAUAAAUCUUUUUUUCUCAGUGCAUGUGUUAUGUAUGAACACCUUCACUUCUCUUUCAGAACCAGGACAGAGAGGAGUUGAACUAUUCUGCUGUGAGUUUUGCCUCCAGAGGCCCCACCUCCAGACAGAUGAGCGUGAAGACCAUCAGUGAUGCUGCAGUGUAUUCUGAGGUCAGAUAUCUCCAGCAGGAGUGACAGAUGUGGAUAUUCUGGACUGAAGGGAAACCACAUUAGUUUCAGAAAUCAUUUGAAACAAUUAUUUUGUAAUGUCUUUAGACAGCUUUUGCCAAACCACAAAGAUUAAUAAUAGAUAAACUUACUGGUAGUGCAAAAGAUGUUGCGACUGUUUGUUCUCUUGCAUAGUACAUACUUCUAUUGUGCAUUUUAAAUACUUUGUGAAAUAAAUGUCACCAAUGUGUGUGUUCACAAGAUAUUGAA
This is a messenger RNA of Osmerus eperlanus (European smelt), 1511 nucleotides long. RefSeq lists its product as uncharacterized. Gene Ontology annotation, biological process: response to bacterium. Lineage: Eukaryota; Metazoa; Chordata; Actinopteri; Osmeriformes; Osmeridae. The record is from RefSeq and is a predicted model, not a curated record. The transcript has 3 exons. The coding region runs from base 105 to 845 and encodes 246 amino acids.